Mucor velutinosus is the source of this 663-nucleotide messenger RNA. RefSeq lists its product as uncharacterized. The transcript has a single exon. Lineage: Eukaryota; Fungi; Mucoromycota; Mucoromycetes; Mucorales; Mucoraceae. The coding region runs from base 1 to 663 and encodes 220 amino acids. The record is from RefSeq and is a predicted model, not a curated record.
AUGCUCAAAACCGUCAAACUGGUUCCUGGUAUGUGGCCGCACAUUCUGCAGCCUCUUUCCGCCUCCACCUUAGAUUGGACGAGCUUUGAUUUCUUCAGCAAAUUGGGCACUAAAGACCUAUGGACUCAGUACCAUCCCGUAACCUUUCGUCAGCAGCAACGACAGUUGGUUCCGUCGGACCAUCGUUUCAACAAUUCAAUGGUCAAGACAUUAUGGUCAGCACCUGCUCAUCCAGCGGCAAGAACGGUCCUCUAUCGGGCACUGUCGAAAUGCAUCCCUCAUAAAUCAUACCUGUACACAAUUGGCACUGUGGAAAACUCUAUCUGUCCCUUUUGUGCCCUAGGCAUCGAUACAUUGCGACACUUCCUCGUUGACUGUCCCGUCAAAUGGCACCUAUGGCAAUCUGUGAUCUCACAAUACUACGCCAAAUAUCCUUUGACUUCCGAGAUCAUAUAUGGCACAAUGCGGUAUCUACAUCUUCCUCGCUUUAUAAAAGAUCGAUCCAAGUAUAUCGCCGUCAUAUCUACUACCUUAUGGCAAAUGUGGAAUCUGUAUUGGCUUCACGGUUCACAGAACCCUGUACCACUCUCCACCGCCUCCAUAGAGCACUUUUCCUCCAGGACAGUCUGUCUAAUUGAUAGACUGCUACCUACUACAACAUAA